Messenger RNA from Asparagus officinalis (garden asparagus), 1326 nucleotides. Its product is annotated as hexokinase-4, chloroplastic-like. The record is from RefSeq and is a predicted model, not a curated record. The coding region runs from base 237 to 602 and encodes 121 amino acids. NCBI's taxonomy places the organism in Eukaryota, Viridiplantae, Streptophyta, Magnoliopsida, Asparagales, Asparagaceae. The transcript has 5 exons. Gene Ontology annotation, cellular component: mitochondrion; cytosol. Gene Ontology annotation, biological process: glucose 6-phosphate metabolic process; intracellular glucose homeostasis; glycolytic process. Gene Ontology annotation, molecular function: mannokinase activity; ATP binding; glucokinase activity.
GUGCCGCGCCAAGUGGCGGACGUGAUGUAGGCGGAUAUGAGGGCGGGGCUGGUCGCUGAUGGCGGGAGUGAUCUCAAGAUGAUCCUGAGUUACGUCGAUUCUCUUCCCACUGGGGUCUGUUUUACGCGUUGGAUCUUGGUGGAACAAAUUUCCGGGUGCUGAGGGUGCAAUUGGGAGGCAAGGAGAGCCGAGUGGUCGAUACUGAAUUCGAGCAAGUUGCAAUUCCUCAGGAGCUUAUGCAUAGUACUACGGAGGAGUUGUUUGAUUUUAUUGCUUCUGAGUUAGCAAGGUUUGCAGCGAAGGAGAGUGCGAGGUUUCGCUGGCCUCAGGGGAGGAAAGGAGAGAUUGGUUUUACAUUUUCUUUUCCUGUGAGGCAGACUUCAAUUGACUCAGGCAUUUUGAUCAAGUGGACAAAGGGUUUUGCUGUCUCUGGAACAGCGGGAAAGGACGUCGUUGAAUGUUUAAAAGAAGCAAUGAAAAGACAGGGUUUAGAUAUGCGGGUGAAUGAUGCAGUCGGAACACUAGCUGGAGCUCUCACUACUGGGAUGAAGAUGUGGCUCUUAGGAGAGGAUGUGUUCCUCUGUAAAACCUUUUACAUUUAAUUUGGUAAUAGGGAUUUCUCUUUAAUUCCAUCCUAAAGAAGUCACCGCUUAAAGUCUGUCAGGUCCUUAUUUCUAGAAUUAAAAAUGACUCGAAAGAAGGUCAAAUUUGUUAGCUAAUUAUUAUGUCCAAGGGCCUGUAUCUUCUGCAUUGAUAAUUGUGGUAUAAAUUGUAUAAAAUGACUAUGUUUUGUAGUUUGAUGGAUUUUAAGAGCUUUUAAUUUUAAGCUAGUUAUAUUGCAUACUGGGACUGGCCUAUCUACAAGAAAUGCAUACUGAUCUAGGUACAGGAAAUUAUAUUCUGUUUGAUUGACCCAAGUCAUACGAUGCAAUCCCCAGUCUCUGUCAUUCCUUGGGAAAUAAUGUUCCCUUCUCAUGAGUUGGAAUGGACCGAGUUCCAUGCAACCUAAGUUAUCCGGACACUUCAUUUGGGCUCUUGUAUCCAUGUCUGACACUUUUCAUAUCUGUGACUGUUCUGACAUUUCUUGAAUAUGUACUUACAUUUAUUCAGACGUGUACUCAAUAAUCAAUUAUGUAAUACAUGUUUUAGUUUAUAACACAUGUGAUACACUUCUUGAAUAUGUACAUAUAAUUUAUUCAGUCAUGUACUCAAUAAUCAAUUAUGUAAUACAUGUUCUAGUUUAUAACACAUGUGAUACACUUUUUAGACAUAUCUCUUACACUUCACCUGUAAGUUAUGCAACUCGUUGGACUCGGGUCGGGUUCA